AUGAGCGCAUCAUCAGAGGAGAGAGAAGAUGCUGCUGGGGAGGAGAUGACAGAUAUGGCCGACCCUCCUCCGGUUCAGGAUACUGGUGACGAGCAGCAGGCGCCUACAGAGCAGGCCGCCGACCACCACAUCUCCGAUCUGCUAGAGGAGGAGCGACAACAGGACUCCACGCUGCCGUCGGAGGAGAACGGCCUUGCCCACAGGUACAAAAGACUUGCUGAAGAAGAGCUAGAGGCCACGUCCGACAAUGGCUCACUGGACGCGCUGCCCAGGAGGGCCGGAAGUCCCGUAGACUCCAUGAUCUCUGUCCCGGACCGCUCUCCUUCUGUUCAGGGUUCUGGUAUCUCCUCCCCCAGUAGCAGCGUCCUCCCAUCACUCGCGUCGAGACCCCGAAUGGGGAGCCCGACUCCCUCCUUUCGACCUUUCGACCGCCGCUUCCAGUCCCGGAUCUCUACGCCGAGCAACCUGUCCCCCAGGCCGGCCUCACCGGCGUUCCUAUCAAACCAUAGUCGCAAUGCCUCCCUGACCAGUCAGAUCCUCUUAGACACUGGUGACACUGAGACUCCGUCUCCGCCGUGGGAAGUUGUCAGAUGGACCAAAUUGAGGAAGCUCAACGGGUCGGCGUUCUCAGAAGUUGGCAAACGGAACUUUGGAUCCCCGACGUGCAUUGCUGUCUCAACUCACAUAGUCCUCGGGACCUCCAAGGGCAUAAUAUUAAUGUUUGACUACAACCAAAACCUGAAGAUGAUCAUUGGGCCGGGAACAAAAGCCGUCGAGUGCGGCGCGAUAGUCUCUAUCGCAAUAUCAGCAGACCACACCACAUUGGGCGGCGGCCAUGCUGAUGGGAGCAUCUUCACCUGGGACACCUCACGUGCAUCUCGCCCAUUCCUGCAUAUUCCUCCGCUGGACGCCGCGCAGACGCAAAACCGCACGAUGGAUGGCCACAUGCCAGGCGUCGCCAUCACUCACCUGGGAUUCCUGGGUACGAGACAUACCGCUCUUGUGUCUGCCGACGACAGGGGCAUGGCGUUCUCACACCUCGCAACGCGAGGCACUGGAUCUUUCGGUCGAACGGUCAAGACGACCAGGAUAUUAGGACGUUAUCCGGACUCGAAACCCCUCGCCUCGGGCAAAGUUUUGAAGCCUAGUACGGUUCUUGCUUUCGCGCCCUUGCCUCUUGGGACUAUCGAGCGUGCCACAGAUGCCAUGGGCCUGACGGCGAUGUUGACUCCUUAUCUACUGGUCAUUGUGUCCACCACCCCCAUUGCCCAGACGCAGCACAAGUCGGCGAGGCCUAAAGAGGUCGCCGCUCAUAGCGCCAUGACGGGGUGCCUGGCUUGGUUCCCUGCCGUGAAGCUGAAAGUCGCGGAUCCAGCAACCGGUAGCCAGAUCGCCAAGGCAAAGCUCGUGUACUGCUGGUCCAACGUACUGACUGUCUUGGACGUCGAGGAGAUACCCGCUGAGGAUAAGGACAAACCGCCAAGUCUCAAGUUUAAAGCCAGGAGCAGAUGGAAAUGUGAAGAGGCGGUUGUGGCCGUGCAAUGGCUGAGCAGGUCCGUGCUGACAGUCCUCACGAUCAGCCAAAGGUUGAUUGUCCUAGAGGACCGGAGCAUGCGGAUGACCGAGGCAUUCGAUCUCAUAGGGCGACAUAUAUAUCACGCCGACCUCUUUUCGAAGCAGCUGCACACCUUGGUUGAGCAGCUUGAUGAAGAAGACACAUCCAUGCAUGGCGUGGUGGCCGACGCUUUCUACAUGAGCUUCAAGGCCUACAAGAAUCGAAUAUUCCUCAUGGGCUUCAACGAUGUCUCCAUCGGAGCACUGUCCAACUGGGCAGAUCGCCUUAUCGCACUGAUGGAGAACGGCGACUACGUUGGCGCCAUCAAAUUAGCCACGCUCUACUACACGGGUGAUGCCAACAAACUCACAGUGGGUUUGCCAGAAAACACAGAGGUGCGGCACACCAUGGUCAAAGACAAGCUCCUGGAGCUCAUGAGUGCGUCUUUGAAGUAUGCCUUUGGCCAGCGACAGAGGGACCCUGAAGCUGUGGAUGACGGUCAGCUACAAGAGCUAAGCGAGACCUGCUUUACGGCAUGUCAUAGCAUCGGAAACAUCGAUUUCUUGUUUGACGAGAUGUACGAGUGGUACGAGGAUGCCGGCGUUGAAGGCAUCUUCCUUGAAACCAUGGAGUCGUACAUUCUGGAAAGGACGAUCUCGUCGGUACCGCCCACAGUCGUGAAAGGCAUGGUCGCUCACUUCGUCAGCAAGGGGCUUGAGAGUCGGCUCGAGGAGAUGAUUUGCCACAUGGAAACAGCCACCAUGGACCUAGACCAGGUCACCGGUCUGUGCAAGCAACACAGCCUUUACGAUGCUCUUAUUUACGUCUGGAAUCAGGCGCUCGACGACUACAUCACGCCACUUAUUGACCUGUUGACGCUUCUGAUACCCUUGAUGCGCGAAGCGGACGAUGAGGUCUCAGGAAACAUCUUGGACGAGGAAGCCUCCAGCGUCAACGCCCUGAAGAUAUUUCCGUACCUUUCCUACAUUCUGACGAGCCGAGUCUAUCCGACUGGCGAGACGAUCGAGCAUGAACGGUCCAUGAAAGCGAAAGCAGAGCUCUACUGGUUCCUCUUCUCUGGAAAGAGCAUAGUGUGGCCCAAGGGAAGCAACAAGCGUUUCCUCACCCGCCCCAAUCAGACUGAUGAGCCAUCGUUUCCAUACCUUCGGAUGAUCCUGAAGUUCGAUGCACCGAGCUUUCUGAGCUCACUGAACGAGGCAUUUGAGGACUCGUUCUUGAACGACUCUCCGGAGAAGAAAGUCAACGGAGGAGCGAGGGGAGACCUGCCGGAAGAGCAGAUAUUUGGCCUCACGGUCGAUCGCCAGUACAUCGUUUCCAUCCUGAUCGAGAUCAUGAACCCGACCGACUUCGCGGCCGAAGACACCAUUUACUUGGACAUGUUCAUCGCAAGAAAUUUGCCCAAAUACCCACAGUACCUACUGCUGCCAGGCUCGGCAUUGACGAAAGUGUUGACUGGGCUUUGCAAUUUCCCAGGAGCGGAUCUCGCAGAUGACGCCCAGUUGAGUGCUGAGUAUCUGCUGUCCGUAUACAACCCAUCCGAUCUUCCUACGCUUAUGCCGCUAUUCAAGAGAGCUGGGUUCUAUCGAAUCUUGAAAAGGCAGUACAGACUCGACAAACAAUACGGCAAGCUAUUGCAGACGUACUUUGAGGAUCCAGAUGACAAAGAUGCAACAUUUGACUGCAUAGCGAACUGCCUGCGUCCGCAGACGGGGCUCUCUAAGCGCCAAAUCGGAGAAGUGCAUCAAGUCAUCAAGGACAAUUCGAGAGACCUAGUGGACCUCGACCCUUCACGGGCAGCCAAGGUGGUGGAACUGUACGCGCCGGAGCUACAUCGUCACAUACUGGAUUCCACAACGGAUGAGCCGGAGUUGCAGUACAGCUACCUCAAGGCCAUCUUGGAACCCGCUGUCGAACGUCCGGAGGACUUCAAGCCAUCGGCCGAAAGAGAUUUGAUCGAGCAGUAUGUGCAGCUUAUGUGCAGAUAUGAGCCCACUCAUGUCUCAGACUAUGUGGGAAUUGUCCAGUCCACCAAUUUGCGGUUAUACAAGCUCCUACCAACCAUGGAGGAGACAGGUGUUAUUGACGCAGCGGUCGUGUUGAUGGCCCGCGAGGGUCAAACACACGAGGCCAUGGAAAGGCUUGUCAAGCAAUUGAACACGCUCGAGUCUGCCCUGCAGGGUCUUCUCACUGGGACCAAGGAGGAUGAGGCCCAUACCGACAUCCAUUCACCAACUGCAGAUCUUCUGAAGGGCCUGCAAAAGUAUACACAUGUGGGAAUCUGGCUCUGCCAGGGACAGACCAAGACCGCAAAGAGAUUGACGGCUGGGCAGCGCAAGAAAAAGACAACAUCUACGGACGAUCUGUCGCCAGAUGAGACAUUGUGGCUCAGCCUCAUUGAUGCAACAGUCCAAAUUACCCGUCGUCUAUCGACCUCGAUCCAAAACAUUGCCAAUCAGGCGGCUUCAAAAGCCGAAAAGGGCAAGCAGGUCAAUGGAAUUGACGCACACCAACAAGAGAUAGACACGGAGAGAUUGGUAGGGCUUCUCCGCUCCCUUGUACAACACACCUUCACAGCCCUGCUUGCCGCCACAUCCACGCCCUCCGCACAGCAGCCAAGCGGGCCAACCCGCGUCCUCUCCACCACGGCAUCCGCAGUGGGCGACAACCUCACAUUCCUCCGCAUCCUGCGUGCAUUCCUCACCAAGGCCGCGGCCUCGUCCCCGACCCUCGCCGACCUGCGAGCAGUGCUGCAGUCCAUCUUCGCGGCGUACGCGUACGAGGAGUCGAUCCUGCGGCUGUCGAACCGGCUCCUCGAGCGCAGCCUCUUCGUGAGCGUCAGGCAGGCGACGGAGCUGCGGCAGCGCGGGUGGCGGUCCCGGGGCUCGACGUGCGAGGCGUGCGGUGUCCGGGUCUGGGGUCCCGGCGCCAUCUCUACGGGGAUCAUCGACGCGUGGGAGGAGAAGACGGCCGCUGAGGACGCCAGGCGGAAGGCGAGGCUCGCCGGGCUGGGGCGCACGGCCGAGCGCGGCAAGGGCAGGGAGAAGGUCGGGCGCGAGGGCAUGAUGAUGCUCGACUACGGCGGGGCGGGCUCCUCCGGCUUCGAUGGGGGCGGCGGAAGGGGCAAGGGCAAGGACUCGUCGGUGCCCAUGACGCCUGAGUCCUUCGAGGCGAGGACGCCGGACCGCGGCGGCGAAGGGUCGUCGCCUGAGGACGAUGACCAGCAGCAGGAGGACGAGGGGUCCGCGCAGCAGCAACCACCGCAUGGCGGGUCGGCGAACCAGCAGCCGGGCUAUCGGCCGCUGGUCGUGCUGGCCUGCCGGCAUAUCUAUCACCAGAGCUGCCUGGAGGCGUUGCAGCCACGGGACGAGGCGACGGGCGCGAGGAGACAUGUCGAUGAGUACGGGAGGGAGCGGGAGUAUAGGUGUCCUAUUGAUGGGUAG
Molecule: messenger RNA, 5016 nt
Organism: Diaporthe citri
Lineage: Eukaryota; Fungi; Ascomycota; Sordariomycetes; Diaporthales; Diaporthaceae
Exons: 2
Coding region: 1-5016 (1671 amino acids)
Biological process (GO): endosomal vesicle fusion; protein targeting to vacuole
Cellular component (GO): late endosome; HOPS complex
Molecular function (GO): protein binding
Source: RefSeq, a predicted model, not a curated record